UACGUGUGUUGGUCGCGUGAGACUGGGCUAAAACGAAAGGACACUUUCGAAUCCCAUAAUCAGCGCAUACACCGCUGACUGACAGCGGACGUCACUUAAGUCCCCGCGAGGGCGCUGAAUUUUGGGGGUGCAUGUGAUACAAGGGAUUUACUGUCUAGUGCUCCGACUGCAGUUCCCUCAACCAACACUCGAAAAAGUGCGGCGCGAGCAGAAAGAAACGGCAGUCCUCACGCGCUUACACAGACGGAGAUACUCGCAGCGAGACAGUAACAUCCUCAACUACUGCCUCUCAACUUCCAUUUCGGUAGGAUUGUGCGCCUUCUCCGCAGAAUCGGCGCGCGCCAAGGCAGCCCAACCAGCAAAAAGAGCCCUGCUACUGUGGAUACAUAUCCAGGACAGAAGAACUAAAGAGCCGUCAUGAAUUUCGUAAUGAAGGCAGCUUUGGGAGGGGGGCCCCCUGACGUAGGUAAGAUGCUUGGCGGAGAGGAGGACAAGGACCCCGAGGCGGAGAAAGAGAAAGAGGAGGAGAGGCAGGAAGCUCUGCGGCAGCAGGAGGAGGAGAGGAAAGCCAAAUACGCCAAGAUGGAGGCGGAGCGGGAGGUCCUGAGGCAGGGCAUCAGAGACAAGUACGGCCUAAAGAAGAAGGAGGAGGCAGAGGCCGAGGCUCAGGCAGCCAUGGACGCGGCGAGCGAGGGGAGUCUGACACGCCCCAAGAAAGCCGUGCCGUCUGGCUGCGGAGAUGAAGACGAGGAGGAGGAGAGCAUCAUGGAUACAGUGAUGAAGUUCCUCCCUGGACCACUGCAGGACAUGCUGAAGAAGUAACUCGCUGUGUCGCACAGGUUUAGGCGUCAUUAUAAUUUAAUGUGCGCUUCCACUUUUGACCACAAGAGGGCAAUAGGCUGCAAUAGGCUACACAUGACUACACCGUCUUUUGAUUUGUAAAUACACUUAGCAGCUGAUUCUAGAUGACAAGCAGUACAGGAAACUCCAGAAUAUAAGCCAUAUUUGAUCUUCAAAGGGAAAUACUGAACCUUUUCAUUCAAGUCGUUAUGUAGUUUCUUGUCAUUUACUCACAAAAGUGGGCUACAGUGUAUGCAUGAAAUGUGGCUUACAUGUCUACCGUCACUCAUGAAUCGUUUGCGAGCAAGAUCUCCUGUAUGUCUAAACGCUGUCGUUUACCUAAUGUGGAAACCAAACAUUACUGCAAACACUUUAAUUCAUGCAUGUUUCCAUUACAGAUGUUGUUUGCUAGAAAAAAGGGAUUUCUUGAGCAAAGGGUGCGAGUAACAUGUAGAAGGCAAUACAUUUUUCAUAAACUAAGAAUUUAUGUGCAUCGCUGAACAAAGUUCAUUUGGGCUUCAGAUUAAACUCAGUGGAAUACAUCUGGGUCACAUGAACCCCGGCACACAGCGCAGAUACAAAAAUAUGGGUAAUUCUUCUCACUGGAAGGUGUAGGAUCCACGCGAAGGCGAAACGAUUACAGAACUGCGUGGCUGAGUGCGAUGAGCGUAAGGGGCUUGGAGCUGACGCGCCCCCUUCGGACUGUUCUCUGGAUCUCUGGAUCUCUGGAAAGCUCUUCUGCACAGUUUUCUGGAACAUUCACAGCAAUAACAACUUCUGCUUGCUUGGCUUGUGAACACCGACGAUUAAUAAACGCGACGGGAGUGAACCGUGAUGGCAGUCACGGUAACGUGACCGGCGGAGUGAGCAGGCAGAAAUAACAUCAAUGCAAUAGAACCGAUUCGCCCACCAGUUAUGUAAAGUCACUGACUGUGUUCCCAACAUUGAAUGUGCUUCCUUAACUUAUGCCUUUAAUGACUGUUUAAAAAAAAACUAAUGUAUUUGUGUCAGUUCCAUUAAACACAGCCCUAAAAUUCUGUUUCA
Messenger RNA from Electrophorus electricus (electric eel), 1884 nucleotides. It is a transcript of the gene cplx2a, whose product is annotated as complexin 2a. The record is from RefSeq and is a predicted model, not a curated record. Gene Ontology annotation, biological process: regulation of neurotransmitter secretion; synaptic vesicle exocytosis; neurotransmitter transport. Gene Ontology annotation, cellular component: terminal bouton; SNARE complex. Gene Ontology annotation, molecular function: syntaxin binding. NCBI's taxonomy places the organism in Eukaryota, Metazoa, Chordata, Actinopteri, Gymnotiformes, Gymnotidae.